ACUGCUGUCACUCGGUGGCAAACCAGCCGAAGGAAGCGGAGGAGACCCAGCAAAGGAAGGUGCAGGAAAGAAACAAGCAAAACAAGCAACAUGUCUCUGUCUAACAAACUCACCCUGGACAAGGUGGAUGUCAAGGGAAAGCGUGUCAUCAUGAGGGUUGAUUUCAAUGUCCCAAUGAAGGACAAGCACAUCACAAACAACCAGAGGAUCAAGGCUGCCGUUCCCACCAUCAAGCACUGCCUGGAUCACGGCGCCAAGUCUGUCGUCCUGAUGAGCCAUCUGGGCCGCCCCGAUGGAAACUUCGUGCCCGAGAAGUACUCCCUGGAGGCCGUCGCUGCCGAGCUCAAGAACCUGCUGGGGAAGGACGUUAAAUUCAUGAAGGACUGUGUUGGUAAAGACGUUGAAGCUGCUUGCGCUAACCCUGCUGCCGGCUCCGUCAUCCUGCUGGAGAACCUCCGCUUCCACGUCGCAGAGGAAGGAAAGGGCAAAGAUGCCUCCGGAAACAAGACCAAGGCCACCCAGGAGCAGAUUGACUCCUUCAGGGCAUCUCUGUCCAAACUGGGAGACGUCUACGUCAAUGAUGCCUUCGGCACAGCUCACAGAGCCCACAGCUCCAUGGUUGGAGUGAAUCUGCCACAGAAGGCAGCUGGUUUCCUGAUGAAGAAGGAGCUCGACUACUUCGCCAUGGCUCUGGAGAAGCCUCAGAAGCCCUUCCUGGCCAUCCUCGGAGGAGCGAAGGUGAAAGAUAAGAUCCAGCUGAUCAACAACAUGUUGGAUAAGGUCAAUGAGAUGAUCAUCGGCGGCGGCAUGGCCUUCACCUUCCUCAAAGUCCUCAACAACAUGGAGAUCGGUAACUCCCUGUACGACGAGGAGGGAGCCGGCAUCGUCAAGGACCUGAUGGCCAAAGCUGAGAAGAACGGCGUCAAGAUCACACUGCCCGUCGACUUCGUCACCGCUGACAAGUUUGAUGAGAAAGCUGCUACCGGCACUGCAACCGUCGCUGCUGGCAUCCCCGCCGGCUGGAUGGGUUUGGACUGCGGACCAGAGAGCUGCAAGGCCUUCACAGCAGCCGUCGGCAGGGCCAAGCAGAUUGUGUGGAACGGCCCAGUCGGUGUGUUUGAGUGGGAUCACUUUGCCAAGGGGACAAAGAGCCUGAUGGACAAAGUGGUCGAGGUGACCAAAGCAGGCUGCAUCACAAUUAUCGGUGGGGGCGACACUGCCACCUGCUGCGCCAAGUGGAACACAGAAGACAAGGUCAGCCACGUCAGCACAGGAGGCGGCGCCAGCCUGGAGCUGCUGGAGGGUAAAGUCCUGCCUGGUGUGGAUGCCCUGAGCAACGUCUAAACUUCCCAUCAGCCCGCUGUGUGUGUGUGUGAGAGAGAGAGUGUGUGUGUGUUUGCGUGCGUGUAUGAGAGGUGGGUAGCGACUAAGCCAGACUCCUGUUUACUCCUUAAACCCUGCAAAAAAAAAAAAACACACCCUGCUUUACCAGCUCAGUCUUUGUGAAAUAAUGCCAGUUGUGAUUCAUGGGAGAACAAGUUCCUUUGCCUCAGAUCAAUCAAUGCUGUCUGUAACAAGUAGAUCCUUCUGCCUUAUUUCAACACGCUGAUGAAUUCAAGUCAAACUGCUGGAAAUAAGAGAAUCAUGACCUGUUGAUGGAUGAAUAGGGGGAAAAAAAUGGAUGAAAUGGCUUGUUAAGGUGGAAGUUUUUCCUGUUGACCUGCUGAAUGGACGGCUGAAACACAGCAGACACUGCCGUCACCUGAAUCUGAGUUCAGACAGCAGAUGGCUUCACUUCUGUGCCUGGCGUCGCUCAGACAUGUCAGGAUCUCUGCUGUGUUGAGCCGUCAGCGUUCACCUCCAGCCGUUCACCCAUGAGAUACUUAAACACUGGCUCUUAUGUAUGUAUGUAUGUAUGUGUGUGUGUGUGUGUAUGAAUGUGUGUAUCGCUGCAUCACUUUUUUCCACCCUGGAAACAUCACAGCACCACUCUCGAGCGUGUUCACAUACAGUAUAUAUAUAAAUAUAUAUAUAUAAAAACGGUUAAUGUGGUGUGUACGUAUUUACUGUAGAUGUUCUCUGUUCACACUAACUUCGGCUCUGGUCAUCUGUCUUUUCUGGCUGUUGGUUUCCGAGCGGCUUCAGACUGAGACGUGUCGUUCUCAGCUGAUCUGUUCGGGCUAAUAAAACCGUCUGCGUAAAACUUA
Molecule: messenger RNA, 2207 nt
Organism: Thunnus maccoyii (southern bluefin tuna)
Lineage: Eukaryota; Metazoa; Chordata; Actinopteri; Scombriformes; Scombridae
Gene: pgk1
Product: phosphoglycerate kinase 1
Exons: 11
Coding region: 91-1344 (417 amino acids)
Biological process (GO): gluconeogenesis; glycolytic process
Cellular component (GO): cytosol
Molecular function (GO): phosphoglycerate kinase activity; ATP binding; ADP binding
Source: RefSeq, a predicted model, not a curated record